This is a messenger RNA of Pararge aegeria (speckled wood butterfly), 2443 nucleotides long. It is a transcript of the gene Naglu, whose product is annotated as alpha-N-acetylglucosaminidase. Bases 41 to 2386 code for a protein of 781 amino acids. The transcript has a single exon. The record is from RefSeq and is a predicted model, not a curated record. Lineage: Eukaryota; Metazoa; Arthropoda; Insecta; Lepidoptera; Nymphalidae.
AUCAUUCAAACGUCGACUAAGCAAUCGGAAACAUCAUACGAUGAGCAUAUUCUUUACCGGUCUACUGCUAUACAAUGUAUUUGCGAACGCGGUAUCGCUUAACCUCGAGUUUUUAGAUCCAGUUAAAUUACAAACGAAGACAUCGCCGAAGGUGCAAGAAGAUGCCGCUUAUAGUAUUAUUAGUAAGUACAUUGAACAAGUGAGAAUCGUCGUCAAUCCGGUUAUGUUUCACGCUCACAAAGACGUGUUCUCUCUACGCACUAUCGAUGGGACGCUGCAAAUACGAGCGAGUACAGGUGUGGCAGCGGUAUGGGGUUUCAACUACUACCUCAAAAAAUAUUGCAAGAGUCAAAUCGCAUGGCAAGUUCAGAGGGUUUCAAUACCCAACCCACUGCCCGAGGUGGAUGAAACUGUGAUAGCAAACGACAGGUUUCGAUACUACCAAAACGUUUGCACAGCAUCUUACAGUUUCGUUUGGUGGAACGAGCCCAAAUGGGAAGAACACGUCCAGUGGAUGGCGCUGAACGGGAUAAAUCUGGCACUCGCCCCAGUCGCACAGGAAUCUGCGUGGGAGAAAAUUUAUACCCAACUAGGCAUGUCGCGAGAUGAAAUCAACGACCACUUCACAGGCCCUGGUUUCCUCGCUUGGCUCCGGAUGGGCAACAUGCACGGCUGGGGUGGUCCACUGUCUAAAGCGUGGCAUGACCAGCAAAAAAAGAAUCAAGAUCUAGUAGUCGACUACAUGUUCCGACUCGGUAUGGUGCCCGUUUUCCCAGCGUUCAACGGUCACGUACCGAAAGCGUUCGAGAGAAUAUACCCAAACACAACUUUCCACAAAGUAGAAACGUGGAACAAAUUUAAUAGCGACUACUGCUGUAACUUAUUCGUUGAUCCUAAAGAGCCGCUUUUUAAAACGAUCGGAAGAAUGUUUAUGACAGAAAUCACAGGAGAAACCGGCACGAGUCACAUUUAUACAGCGGAUCCUUUCAAUGAAAUCAAAGUCCAAGCGUGGUCAACAUGGUUGGUGCAAGAAACUGCGAAAUCUAUAUUUUCCACAUUGACAGAAGUCGACCCAAAUGCCGUGUGGCUCGUUCAGAACUGGAUGUUCGUUCACAAUCCUCUAUUGUGGCCAUUAAACAGAGUACAAACGUUUUUGACGUCCGUGCCCAACGGUCGGAUGCUUGUUUUGGAUUUACAGUCUGAACAAUGGCCACAGUACAACUUGUAUCAGAUGUAUUAUGGUCAACCCUUUAUUUGGUGCAUGCUGCACAAUUUCGGCGGCACGUUAGGUAUGUUUGGAAGCAUGCAAACCAUAAACAAGGAUGUUUACGAAGCGAGAUCAAAGGUGAACAGUACGAUGAUCGGUACAGGAUUGACGCCCGAGGGAAUAAAUCAGAACUAUGUAGUUUAUGAUCUUAUGCUGGAAUCUUCGUGGCGGCGGGACCCAGUUAAAGAUUUGAACGAAUGGGUGGGCGACUAUGCGGAAAGACGAUAUGGGUGCAACAAUACAGCUCGCGCAUGGAGAUAUUUACUGAAAAGUGUUUAUAACUUCGAUGGCCUCAACAGAAUAAGGGGUAAAUACGUCGUAACACGUCGGCCGAGUUUCAAAAUACAACCUUGGGCUUGGUAUAAUAGUAGCGAUCUAUUUAAAGCUUUAAGAACUCUCGUUUUUGUUGAAGACAACGCAUGCGAUUCCCCUGGUUUCCAGCACGAUCUCGUGGACGUAACAAGGCAAGCGUUACAGUACAGAGCCGAGCAACUGUAUAUGAAUUUACUAAGCGAUCGUUCAUCAAACAGUUUCAUAUUUAACUUUACCAUAAAUCGUUUCCUCGAUGCUAUGACAGACAUGGAGAAUAUAUUGGGUACGAAUACAGAUUUCACGAUAAAUAACUGGCUACAAAGUAUCAGAGAAAUGUCAGGAACUAGAUCGGAGGAUUUGUAUCUGUACGAAAUGAACGCUCGCAACCAGAUAACGCUUUGGGGACCAAAUGGCGAAAUCACAGAUUACGCGUGUAAACAAUGGGCGGAAAUCUUUCAUUACUACUAUAUACCGAGGUGGUCCACGUUCUUAAGUUUGGCUUUGGACGCAAAGAACCGGAACGAAUCCUUCGACGAGAAGAACGCCCAGCGUGUUGUGAGGUCCUCUGUCGAGGAAAGGUUCCAGACAAUGAAAAUCAACCAGUUACCCGUCAAUGAUACAAAAACAUUGGCGAUGCUACUUUAUGAGAAGUGGGCGUACGUUUCGGGUCUCGAGGAUUUACCCAUGGCGAUUAUAAGACGCGAUCCCGGAAAAAUGACCACCUUGGCCGACAUUAACGAGGAAACUGAAGAUUAUGGAGAAUUAACUCCGGCAGUUCUAUAUUCGCAGCCUACAACGCCAUUUUAAAUGUAUCCGAAUAUUUUUAUUUUAAUAAAAAGGGUUCCUAUUAAAAAGUCAAAAUUA